AUGAAGUUCGGCGAUACUCUCUACCAGAGAUCAGUACCUAAGUGGGCUGCGUAUAACUUCAAAUACAAUGAAUUAAAACACCUGAUAAAGACAAGGACCUCCGCCGGCUUUGCCGUGCCUCUGGACAUCCCUGCUCAGGGCAAAAGCCGUUGGCAAGAGCUGGACAAUCAAUUGCUGAGGCUGUUACAGGGAGAGUACGACAACGUUACUCUGUUCCUUCGGAGCAAGCAGGGCGAAAUUGACCGUCGAGUCGCCCACCUUGAGAAGCAGGUCAAGAUCGCUGAACAUGCCGUUGAUGAGAACCACCUCGACCGCCCAAUUCUGCAAGCCAGAAAAUACCAGCGCUUGGUCAAGGACGCCGAAGACAUCAGUGAUGACAUCCAGAACCUCGCCCGUUUCGCCGCCGUGCAGAAGACGGCUUUCCGUAAACUCCUCAAGAAGUAUCGCAAAUGGACUGGCUCCACCGAUCUCCAGACUAGGGUCGACGUUGAGGUCUUUUCCUCCGAGAAACUACGGACCGACUACUCGGAUUAUCAGGCACAGAUCACCGAACUCUCAACCAUUCUGACCGACGAAUUGGCCGCUCCGAUGCUGACCGGCAAAUCCACGAAUCCCUCGUCGGAACGAAACCGUCUCUCCACUCAAUCACUUAAGAAGUCCAUUGUCGGUCAGAUUAACGAGGCUGCUUUACGUACUCCUCUAGCUUUUGAUGCUGCCGUUUUGACCAUCCCGUAUGGAGAGGCCGCCGGCAGUGCCAUCUACUGGAUCCAUCCCGAUAACCUUGACGAGGCUCGUACGCUGUUGCUGAAAUACAUGCGUGAUGCAUCCACUGCUCCUCCUCGUGCCAAUUCUUCACUAUCAAUUGCUUCUCAAAGGCGGCCAUCUGCCCUGUCUACGUCUGCCGAUGAUUUGACCCACGCCAUCUUCUUUGAUAAUGCCCAAAGAUUUGUCAAGGACUCCAGCCAGUCGCGACCAACUCGCAUUGCUCUAAGUGCCCAUUGGAGUCAAGAGCCAGAAGCUGCCGUCACCCUGGCUGGUCUGUCUCCCAGUUCAGCUGGCUCGACCAUCUUGACCAUCAAAACAAAGGACUUAUCUUCUGCUCUGCAACGCGAGUCAAGCCCUCCUAAGCAGUCAUAUGAAGUCUCAGCAAUCCGCAACUACUUGACCGAGCAUCGCGACGUCAAGCCCCUGGCCGAGAUUUCUUCCGUUCGUUCUCGCUAUUUUGGCAUCACCAAUUCAGCUGACGUUGCCAAUUGGGCCACUCUUGAUUCGUCCCUGACCGUCACCCCCGUAGACAUCGCUCACCUGGAGGAUCCCACCCAUCACCCAAACACCGGUGACGCUUUCCCCUACGCCGUUUUGCACAUUCGUUGGGAGUUCGCACGUACCCCUGCCGUGGUCCGAACAUUCGACAGCUCUCACCUGGCUGAACGCAUCUAUGACUUUACUCUAGAGAACAUGGCAAUCCACACCGUCCAAAGGCACCUUCCAGAGCCCUCUUGGCACUGUCUUCUUGACAAAGAUAUCAGGAAAGUCCCAAUAGCUCCUGGCAAGAACAGAUCUCGACUUUCGAGUCGGGCCAACCCUAGCCAAACCGACAUGUCUGGCAUCUCAUCAGGUCCAUCCUCUACCGAUGGUAUUGCUGCCAGUAGUAUCUUCUCAGCCCCCCAACGACGGCUCUCGUCUGUGACAUCAGACGAUCACAUCACUAGCAGUGAGAUCUCCGACCCAUUCCAGCCGACCACCUCACCCGCCAUUGGCCGGAAAAAGAAGCGCGCUCGUCUCUUGCUCCCCAAACCUGAUCCACCGUCACAACGGUACUGGAAUGAGUUCGACGAUGGUGAUUCCGAUGUCAACCCCGACGAUCGGUAUGCUAUAUAUGUUGAUCCAGACGCUCCUCUCUUCCCUGGUACCGAGACCGUCUCAAAGACGUUUGCGGCCAUGUAUGCCAGCCUUAGUAAGGGCACGAGCCGAGCCGCUUCGUGGUUCCCGCUCGGCGUCAAGUUGUGGGACAAUCAAUCAUCUCCCGAACGGGCACCACUGCUUGGAGACCAAAUGUUCGGCAAUGACGAUGCCAAUGGCGAUGGCGACUCGUCUGGUUCGGACACCGAUGAAUUUCUCAUUCCACGGCCCCAUAAGCCCAAAUCGUCUUGGAGGACAGCUUCUCACGGAUCCGGCUCAAGGUCGAUGUAUCGUCCAUAUCAAGUGCUUACCCCACGACAAAAGGCUCUUGAACGAACCCUUUGCCUUUUUUACGGCUUUUUGAUUGCCGUUUCUGGUAUUCUACUAGCCAUGUCCGCCGUUCUAUUGGGGACAGGCCGUAGAAAGGCUGUGGUCGAAGUCGAUGCCGGUGUUGUUGCUGGCGUGAUAGCUGCUGAGGCCUGUGCUGUUGGCGCUAUUGUCUUGAUAAUGUUGAGAAAACAAAGACUCAGCAUAUUGCACUGGGGCAUUGUUGGCGCCUCUGUUGCAACUAUUGUCAUCGUUGGAGUAUCUCUCUUAGCGUUGAUGUUUGCUGAAAUCCACAACGCCGCUGAGCGGAAGAGCUCAGCGCCUGGACAUUAG
This is a messenger RNA of Exophiala aquamarina CBS 119918, 2562 nucleotides long. RefSeq lists its product as uncharacterized. Lineage: Eukaryota; Fungi; Ascomycota; Eurotiomycetes; Chaetothyriales; Herpotrichiellaceae. Gene Ontology annotation, biological process: microautophagy; vacuolar transport; polyphosphate metabolic process. Gene Ontology annotation, cellular component: vacuolar transporter chaperone complex; fungal-type vacuole membrane. The record is from RefSeq and is a predicted model, not a curated record. The transcript has a single exon. Bases 1 to 2562 code for a protein of 853 amino acids.